AUGAGCACGACCGGGAUUGGGAAUCUGAGCACGCUCAUCAAGCGACUCGAGGCGGCCACGUCGCGGCUGGAGGACAUUGCGAUUGCGCAGGCGGGCCAUGCGCCCGUGCCGAGCGAGGCGCCGGCCGUCGCCCCCGUCGCCGAGACCACGCGGGAGGCGCCGACGACCGACGCGCUCGCGGUGAGCGCGUGGGACGCGGACGUGGGCCCUGCGCUGGCCAAGUUUGUCGAGGCGAGUGCGGCCAUCGGUACGCUUGUCGCCGAGCAGGCGGCCGAGGUGCAGGCGGCGUUUGGGCACACGCGCGACAUUGUGCAGACGGCGACCGUGUGCAAGCUGCCGGCCGACGGCAUGGCGUCGCCGGCCGUCGCGCCGCUCCUGCAGCCGCUGCAGGGGUCGAUUCAGCGCAUCGUCGAGCUGCGGGAAAAGAACCGCGGCGAAAAGGCGCUCUUUAACCACCUCAGCACGGUCAGCGAAGGCAUCCCCGCGCUCGGCUGGAUCGCCGUCGAAAAGACCCCCGCGCCGUACACUGCGGACAUGAAGGAGAGCGCCGAGUUCUUCGCGAAUCGUGUCAUUAAGGAGCACAAGGAUGGCGACAAGAAGCACGUCGUGUGGGCACGCUCGUUUACGUCGCUCCUGGACACGCUGCGUGCGUACGUCAAGGCGCACCACACGACCGGCCUUGUCUGGAACGCCAGCGGCCAGGACCUUGCGAGCUACGCGAAGGGCGGCGCGUCGGACGUGCCGCCGCCGCCGCCGCCGCCGCCCGCCGGCAUUCCUCCGCCGCCGCCGGCGCCGCCCGCGGCGGGCGCCGCGCCGGCCGCCGGCGGGAUGGACGCCGUGUUUGGGCAGAUCAACCAGGGCGAGAACAUCACGCGCUCCUUGCGCCGUGUCGACGCGAGUGAGAUGACGCACAAGAAUCCCACGCUGCGCAAGGAUGCGCCGGUCGUCGCCGAGAAGCCCACGGCGCUUUCCGCGGCGCCUGCGGCUGCCCCGAAGAAGAAGCCCGCGUCCAAGGUGCUCGAGGGGAACAAGUGGACGGUCGAAAACUAUGUCAAGGAGCAGAUCGUCAUUGACCAGACCGAGCUCAGCCACACGAUCAACGUGUUCAACUGCGACGAGUGCGUGAUUGAAGUGCGCGGCAAGGUGAAUGCCGUCUCCCUCGUCUCGUGCAAAAAGACGUCGGUGCUGCUCAACACGCUCGUCUCGUCGCUCGAGAUCACCCGGUGCCAGUCGUUCACCGCGCAGAUCACCGGCCAGACGCCCACGGUCCUCGUGGACAACACGGACGGCGGCCAGAUCUACCUGUCCGACGACGGUCUCGGGACCGAAGUCGUGACGUCCAAGAGCAGCGCGCUGAACGUGAGCAUUCCCGUGGUCGGCGUCCCGGGCGAGUACGAGGAGCUGCCGCUGCCCGAGCAGCUCAUGCACACAUUCGCGCGCAAGGACCGCGCCACGGUCACGACGCACGUCGUGCAGCACGCCGGCUAG
Molecule: messenger RNA, 1488 nt
Organism: Malassezia japonica
Lineage: Eukaryota; Fungi; Basidiomycota; Malasseziomycetes; Malasseziales; Malasseziaceae
Gene: SRV2
Product: suppressor of rasval19
Exons: 5
Coding region: 1-1488 (495 amino acids)
Biological process (GO): cytoskeleton organization; actin filament organization
Cellular component (GO): cytoplasm
Molecular function (GO): adenylate cyclase binding; actin binding
Source: RefSeq, a predicted model, not a curated record